This is a messenger RNA of Lachancea nothofagi CBS 11611, 492 nucleotides long. The record is from the annotation of a GenBank genome assembly. NCBI's taxonomy places the organism in Eukaryota, Fungi, Ascomycota, Saccharomycetes, Saccharomycetales, Saccharomycetaceae.
AUGGGCAGAUACUCGGUGAAAAGGUACAAGACGAAGAGAAGAACCAAGGAUUUGGACCUGAUAUUCAAUGACUUGACAUCGCCAGAGAAGAUUCAGCAACUACUCAACCAGCCUGUGGACGAAACAAAGCCUGGCUUAGGACAGCACUACUGUAUUCAUUGCGACAAAUAUUUAGAAACCGCUAUUGCCCUCAAGACACAUCUCAAGGGUAAAGUUCACCGCCGCAGAGUAAAAGAAUUGAAGGGCGUUCCUUAUACACAGGAAGUUUCGGAUGCAGCUUCGGGUCUCAACUUGCAAAAGUUCUUGAACAGAGUUGAGCAAAUCAAUCAGCAAGUUGGACCACAAAAGGAGGUGAACGAAACUCAAUUAAAAGCCCAUUUGGACACAGCCCUGGCCAACGUUGCUACCACAGAACCCACACUCCCCCACCUGGUGGAACCAACAGUGCAACAGGAGGUUUUGGAUGAAGAUGGAGAAGUUAAAAUGCAAUAG